UAUGCUAUAUUAUGUCCCCCGGAAAAAGCUACACAACAAAUUCAGGACUUGAUAAAUCACUCUCAUACAGUGAUACUGAUACUUGAAUUUCCAUAUGAUGCAUGUGAUAUUGUGAUUAUACAGAGGUUCUAAUUCUAUAAAUGGGUUUGAUGCGAAUCCAAAGGGUUCAUGAAAUGAGUUACUUUUACAUAUUCUAGAAACAGACUCGAAGAAAUUCUAAAGCAAUAUAAUCAUCUAUUCAAUAAGCAGCAAGCUCUACAAGAUAUAAUCCAGGAACUUAGGGAUAUAUGGCAAGUAUCUCAGCUUUCACUGCUGCUGCCAGAAGGUUGGAAGGCAAGGUUGCUCUCAUCACAGGAGGUGCUAGUGGAAUCGGUGCAUGCACUGCUAAACUUUUUACCAAACAUGGUGCUAAAGUCAUGAUUGCUGAAAUCCAAGAUGAUUUGGGGUUAUCUGUUUGCAAGAGCUUAGAUCCAUCAGUAGCUUCAUACAUCCAUUGCGACGUCACAAAUGAAGAUCAUGUACAAAAUGCAGUAGACUCAACAGUAGCCAAAUACAAAAAGCUGGACAUCAUGUUCAAUAAUGCAGGCAUAGCCGGUAGCCAUCCGAAGCCCAACAUCCUUGAUAUCACGCAAUCUGACUUCGAGGAAACAGUUAAGACAAAUCUUAUUGGGCCGUUCUUGGGAACUAAGCAUGCGGCUCGAGUAAUGAUCCCGGCCAGACAAGGUAGUAUAAUUACAACAGCUAGUGUUUGUUCCAUCAUAGGAGGAGUAGCUCCACACGCUUAUACUAGCUCAAAGCACGGUGUCUUAGGGCUCACAAGAAGUACAACUGUUGAAUUUGGACAAUACGGGAUUAGGGUGAAUUGUGUGUCGCCACAUGCGGUGCCAACCCCUCUAUUUAAUAAGUUCUUACAAUUAGAUGAUGAAGGUAUCUCUAAGAUAUACUCUAAUCUCAAAGGGACUUGGUGUAAGGUGGAGGAUGUUGCGAAUGCAGCUUUAUUUCUUGCAAGUGAUGAUUCAAAGUACGUUAGUGGACAUAACCUUACUGUUGAUGGAGGAUUUACUAUCAUGAAUUCUGGGUUUUGUAUGUUUGAAUAGCUUAUAGUAAUGAUUGUUGGGGUUAUAUUUGCAAUUAGUAACACUAUGUGUAGUACACUAUUAUAUGUUGCUCCAAUUUCUGCUUCAACUGAAUAAUAAUAUAUACACUUCACUAUCACUCUACCAACAGUAUAGCCACCAUAAACUUUUUCCAAGGCCUUCACGUAGAAAUCGUCAAGCCAGAGCUCCUCUAAUUUCAAA
Messenger RNA from Beta vulgaris subsp. vulgaris (sugar beet), 1298 nucleotides. Its product is annotated as secoisolariciresinol dehydrogenase. NCBI's taxonomy places the organism in Eukaryota, Viridiplantae, Streptophyta, Magnoliopsida, Caryophyllales, Amaranthaceae. The record is from RefSeq and is a predicted model, not a curated record. The coding region runs from base 288 to 1097 and encodes 269 amino acids. The transcript has 2 exons. Gene Ontology annotation, molecular function: oxidoreductase activity, acting on the CH-OH group of donors, NAD or NADP as acceptor.